Molecule: messenger RNA, 1728 nt
Organism: Aspergillus brunneoviolaceus CBS 621.78
Lineage: Eukaryota; Fungi; Ascomycota; Eurotiomycetes; Eurotiales; Aspergillaceae
Product: thiamine pyrophosphate-binding protein
Exons: 3
Coding region: 1-1728 (575 amino acids)
Biological process (GO): L-valine biosynthetic process
Cellular component (GO): acetolactate synthase complex; mitochondrion
Molecular function (GO): acetolactate synthase activity; magnesium ion binding; flavin adenine dinucleotide binding
Source: RefSeq, a predicted model, not a curated record
AUGACUCGCAACGAAGAAACUCAGCUAACUGGCGGUGAGUAUAUCUGCGAAGAACUCGCCCGCCGUGGGGUCAAACACGCAUUUGGCAUCACCGGUGGUGCGGCCAUGGACAUCUUCGACCGCCUGCACUCCAAUCCCCCCUUCAGCUUUAUACUAGCCCACCAUGAGCAAGGCGCCGGUCAUAUGGCCGAGGGGUACGCCCGCGCCUCGGGAAAGCCAGGCGUGGUGAUGGUGACCUCCGGGCCGGGGACCUCCAACCUGGCCACCCCGCUCCUGGACGCGCUCCUCGACGGGGUGCCCCUGAUUGCCAUCUGCGGGCAGGUGCCGACCGUCGUGCAGGGCACGGAUGCCUUCCAGGAAAUCGAUAGCCUGGGAUUGGGAAAGAUCUGCACGAAGUGGUGCGGGAUGCCGCGGAGACCUGAAGAGCUACCGGAGUAUCUUGCCCGAGCGUUCGAGGAAGCCACCAGCGGAAGACCGGGGCCCGUAUUGUUGGCUAUUCCUAAGGAUGUAUCUGGUGCACGGUUCCGUCCCGAGCAGCCAGAAGAAGGAACUCUAGACAAAGUCGCAAACUUGAUUAACAAGGCCAGCAAGCCGGUCGUUAUCGCAGGCCACGGGCUCCUUGGCUCCCAUCGUGGACUGGAGCUGCUCAACCAACUCAUAGAUAGCAUUGCCAUGCCCGUGACGACCACCUUCCUAGGCCUAGGCGCCUUCGACGAACUCCAGCCCCUAGCACUAGGCAUGCUGGGCACGUACGGCACCGUACCCGCCGACCUAGCGGUGCAGAACGCCGAUCUGGUCCUCGUGCUUGGGGCGCGCCUCGACGAGCGGGCCGUCGGGAACGCCGACGGGUUUGCGCCUGCUGCGCGGGACGCCGCAACCAAGGGAACGGGCGGGAUCGUGCAUUUUGAUAUCUGUCCCGAGCAGAUCGGCAAGGUUGUGCGUCCUACUGUCUCUGUGGUGGGAGAUUUGAGGACGACGUUGCCUUCACUCCUGGAGAAGGUUACGCCGGUGGAGGCAGAGGUGAGAAGUAAGUGGUUAGCCACGGUGCAGGACUGGAAGCAGCGUUUUCCGCUGGAGUAUCAGCCUCUUACGCCUGGGAAGAAGCAGGGGCUGCUGCCGCAGGAGCUGAUUAUGCAGUUGGAAGCAUGCACCCGCCACCGGAAGGAGGAGAUCCUGCUCACGACCGGAGUCGGGCAGCAUCAGAUGUGGACGGCGCGAUACUUUCGUUCUCGCGUGCCCCGAGCGGUGAUCGGUUCGGGGGGUCUCGGCACGAUGGGAUUCGGCUUGCCAGCUGCCGUUGGGGUGAAGCUGGCGCGGCCGGAGUGUACGGUGGUCGACGUGGACGGGGAUGCGUCCUUUUGUAUGACCCCGCAGGGGAUCCUGACGGCGGUGCAGCAUGGGGUGGAGGUGAAGGUGUUGCUGCUUCGGAAUGAGGAGCAGGGAAUGGUGCAGGAGGUGCAGCAAGCGGCGCAUGAUGGUCGCAUCUUCCUGGCCGAUCAUCGCAAUCCGGAUUUCGUGCGGCUGGCGGAGAGUAUGGGGGCAAAGGCGAGACGUUGUGAGUGUCGUCAGGAGUUGAGGGAUGGGAUGGACUGGUUGCUGGGGGAGAAGGGUGUGGCGCUGUUGGAGGUGGUGGUGCAGGGGAGGUUACCCAUGGUGCCCAAGGUGGCAGGCGGGAAGGCGUUGGAUGGAAUCUUAGAUGGGUUGAAGAAGAAGGAGGAUGGGAAUUAG